UUGCAAUCUACCUUUCAAAGGGGCGAUCCCACCAGACCGGGCGCUGCUCGCCAUUACUACCGCCGCUCCAGCCGCUCUCCCCACAGCCCCUGCCCGCCGCCCCGGCGCAGGUGCCCGCAGCCGUGCUGCCGACGCCCAACGGCCCUAACGGCCGCCACGGCAGCGGGCGGGCCGCGCUUCCUGCCCCCGCCCUGGCGUCACUGCCGGAGCUGCCCAAGAUGGAGGCCGCGCCGCGCGGCGGGGACGCGCUCCCCAGGCUCCGGCGCUGCUUGCGGGCGGGCGCGGAGCCCCGGGACCCGCCGCUGCUGCAGCCGCCCUUCGGCGGCGGCGGCGGCGGGACGGCCGAAGAGUCUACAGCUGCAGAGAAAAAAAGAAAGCCUCCACCCAGACUGAAUAUUCACUCCGCAUUCUGGAUUUUGGCAUCAAUUGCUGUGACAUAUUACUUCGAGUUUUUUAAAACUGUUAAAGAAACUAUUCAAGCAGAUAGUUGGUGGUUUGCCUCUGGCAUUUGUUUAUUGGCUGCAUGUUUAUCUGUUGCUUUUUACUGCAUAAUAUAUCUUGAGUGGUAUUGUGGAAUUGAGGACUAUGAUGCACAGUACCCAGUACUGAUACCCAUCACAACAACUACCUUUAUUGCAGCAGCAAUAUGUUUCAACAUUGCCCUAUGGCCUGUCUGGUCAUUUAUCACACCUUUGUUGCUCUUCACUCAGUUUAUGGGUGUUGUGAUGCUUGUGUCACUCCUGGGAUAAGUCCUUCAGCUUCAUGUGAGGACUUGCAUAGCUGUUAUCCUGCAAAGUGAAUGUCACUUAAAUCACAUUCCGGUCUUUUGAUACAGUUUCUAAUACCGUUUGUUUGCUAUAACUGAUACUAUAAAGACUACCUGAUUUAAAAAUCAUUUAGAAAUAAUCCUGGUUCAGCCAGUGGCUGGGAAGAAGCAACUGACUAGCAAAGAACAGAAGGGUAGAUAGGUUUUACAUCUCUUAGUAACACAAAGCUUUUCAUCACUGCUUUGUAAAGCUUUUAUUUCUAUUUUCUUAUUAAGCAGAUGGGUAAUAAGUCAGUUGUAAAGUGUUAAGUCCUAUUUGCUGAAAAAUCUUAGAAUCAUGGAAUCAUUUAGGUUGGAAGGGACCUCCAGAGGUCACCUAGUACAGCUUCCUGCUCAAAGCAGGUCUAUUGAUUUGGAAAUAAUUGAUGUUUAAGUUCCAGUGUUGUGGGCUUUUAAUACUAUAUUUGAGUUGACAGCUUAACUGUUGCUAUUUGGAAACUGCAUACGCACUUGUAAACUUAUUAAUAGAUGACACGUAGACAUUUCUUGAUCUAUUAAACUUGUAAUGUUAUCUGUGUUACCAUGUAGGAAAUAUUUUAUUUCCUAGUUUCUUGAUUUCAGAUCUACUAGUGCUGGGGAAAAAAGAUUGGAUCUGAGUAAGGGCCUGGAAAACUGGUUGAAGUUUACACCAUUGUUAAUUUGAUAGUGCCAUCAGUGAAAUAAAUGGAUUACAGUUUUGCUGAUGUGGUUUGUCUGCAGCCAAAGAUGGAUGAUCAAGCUGUGAAUGACCAGCAAUAUAACAAACAGUUGUCACACUACACAAGAAACUAAGAGCACAAAACAAAUUCUUUUGAUAUAUGCACUAUUUUCCAGUAUUCAGGAUGUUUUUCUUCUGUAAAUUAACUUCUCAUUCUUAACAGUGCCUGUUAAUGAAGUUGCCAUUUUUCUUCCUCAGUAAUAGAGAGGCUAAUAUUAAGUUAAAUGCCAUUAGCCAAACACAGCUGGAAAAUUAAAAUAACAUUGUUUGUUUUUUACCUUGGUUGAGACAUUUAAGUAUCUGGAAACCUGGACAGCAUCUAGUCACUAGAUCAUUUUAUAUGGAGCAUUGUAUUAAAUAUUUUCAAACCUAUGCAUUUUGGAAGAUGCAAGAGUGUAGAAUGUGGGGACUGAAACUUGUUAAAUAUUACUGCUUGUGACUGUUGCUUGAAGUCUGGACUGUAAGAGGAGACUAUGUUCUUAAUUCUGACUUUGAAUUCACACCAUUGCUGAACACGCACUACAAGAAAUGUUCGAUAAUGAACAAGGUAUCUUAAGCUGCUGUUGUUUCAUUGUGUACUGACAGCAACUUUUGUCCAGUGUAGAGGAGAAAAUCCUCAUAUUCAUCCUCAAUACUCAUCUGGUCAAACCAAAAUAAAAUGUCUAGCACUGCUGUUGCUAUACUAGCUUGUAGAGUAAAUUAACAGAUUGAUCUAUUUAAUAUUUGAGUUUUUGAAAAAGUAGUUGUACUUCUGAUCUUGAAGGAGCAAAUUGCUUAUCUUCUGGUCUUCAUCUUUUAACAAAUUCAGACAAUUUUACAUCUGCAUAAGCAUGUAUAUUUGAGUAACUUUUGUUUAUUGUAUUUAAAUGUGCUUUUGCUCAGGGAGGUAAUUAUCACUGUAUUUGUGUUUAUCGACUAUAUAAAUGCUGUAGGUAAUUUAAGUUGCCUUGUACUCUUCAAUUAAAGUUACUCUUUACUACAUGA
Molecule: messenger RNA, 2507 nt
Organism: Dromaius novaehollandiae (emu)
Lineage: Eukaryota; Metazoa; Chordata; Aves; Casuariiformes; Dromaiidae
Gene: TMEM128
Product: transmembrane protein 128
Exons: 5
Coding region: 219-749 (176 amino acids)
Source: RefSeq, a predicted model, not a curated record